Molecule: messenger RNA, 915 nt
Organism: Sciurus carolinensis (gray squirrel)
Lineage: Eukaryota; Metazoa; Chordata; Mammalia; Rodentia; Sciuridae
Product: olfactory receptor 5B2-like
Exons: 1
Coding region: 1-915 (304 amino acids)
Biological process (GO): G protein-coupled receptor signaling pathway; sensory perception of smell
Cellular component (GO): membrane
Molecular function (GO): odorant binding; olfactory receptor activity; G protein-coupled receptor activity
Source: RefSeq, a predicted model, not a curated record
AUGGAGAAUAGGACAGAAGUGACAGAGUUCAUCCUGCUGGGACUGACCAGUGACCCAGGUCUGCAGCUUCCCCUCUUUCUGACGUUCCUGCUCAUCUACACCAUCACUCUGGUUGGGAACCUGGGGAUGGUCCUGUUGAUUGUCUUGGACUCCCAUCUCCACACUCCCAUGUACUUCUUCCUUGGCAACCUGUCUCUGGUGGACUUUUGUUAUUCUUCAGUUGUCACUCCCAAGGUCAUGGCUGGGCUCCUUCCUGGAGACAAUGUCAUUUCUUAUAGUGCUUGUGUUGCUCAGCUGUUCUUUUUUGGAGCCUUUGGUACUGUGGAAAAUUACCUGUUGUCCUCAAUGGCAUAUGAUCGUUAUGUAGCAGUGUGCAAGCCCCUGCAUUACACCACUACCAUGACAACUAGUGUGUGUGCAUAUCUCAUCAUUGGCUGCUAUGUCUGUGGUUUCCUGAAUGCCUCCAUCUACACUGGGAACACGUUCAGUCUCACCUUCUGUAUAUCUCCUUUGAUCCAUCAUUUUAUCUGUGAUGUUCCAGCACUCAUGGUUCUCUCUUGCUCCAAUAGACAUGUUAGUGAACUAUUUAUUAUUUAUGUUGCCAGCUUUAAUAUCUUUUUUGCUCUCUUAGUUGUCUUUAUAUCCUACAUAUUUAUUUUUAUUACUAUCCUAAAGAUGCGCUCAGCUGCAGGACACAGGAAGGCUAUAUCCACCUGUGCCUCCCAUUUCACUGCAGUCUCUAUUUUCUAUGGGACUCUAAUUUUUGUGUACUUACAACCCAGCUCCAGUCACUCCAUGGACACUGACAAAAUUGCCUCUGUUUUCUACACUAUAGUCAUCCCCAUGCUGAACCCCUUGGUCUACAGCCUGAGGAACACCGAGGUCAUGAGAGCAUUUCAAAAAUUCUUCUGGUAG